AGAGAUCUCUCUCUAUUUGAUUAUUUCCCAACUUCAAUUUCUUUUUAAGGGAAACGAAGAAAAGGGAUUUGAAUCAUGGUGCUGUACGACUCCGCCACGCUAGGGGGGAGUUGCAGCGGCAGCUCAUCCUCCUCUUCCUCCUCCAAGCCGCCGCCCUUGCAGCAGCGGCAGCAGACGCAGCAAGAUAUUGAUGGUCUUCUCGCCGGAGCUGGAUACAGAGUUAGGUCAUCGGAGCUGCGAAAAGUAGCUCAGCGUCUUGAACGACUUGAAACCGCCAUGGUUAAUUCUCCCGCAGAUUUGUCUCAACUUGCUUCCGAUACCAUCCACUAUAACCCUUCCGAUUUGAUGAGACAAAUCUUAAAAUUAUGCCACGGUAGGAGGGAGGAACGUAUUUAG
Gossypium raimondii (Peruvian cotton) is the source of this 396-nucleotide messenger RNA. RefSeq names its product DELLA protein SLR1-like. NCBI's taxonomy places the organism in Eukaryota, Viridiplantae, Streptophyta, Magnoliopsida, Malvales, Malvaceae. Bases 76 to 396 code for a protein of 106 amino acids. The record is from RefSeq and is a predicted model, not a curated record. The transcript is spliced from 2 exons.